AUGGAGCAUAGAAUUUAACUAAAUGGUGGAAGCACUGAUUAUAGAAAUGCAUUUCAAAAGUCCUAUACUAUUAUUAUACCAGACUAUUACGAUGCAUUUGAAAGAACCGAAACUUUGUUUUAUACUAAUGGUGGAUCUCUAUUUCCAACUGAAUAGGUUAAAUACUUUACAAAUUUAAAAGAAUAUCAGAAAAACAGAAUUUUUCUUCAUUGCUACAGUGAAGAAAGAUAUCAUACUGUUUUAGAGAUGAUUGUAAAUGAAUUUAAUUCAAAUUAAAUUACAUCUGAGUUAAAGAAGAAUUUUAAAGUAGCUGAUUUGAAGUAAGCUUGGACUGAAGUAAUUACCAACGAGUAUCAUAAGUUAAGAGGUUGA
Molecule: messenger RNA, 372 nt
Organism: Paramecium tetraurelia
Lineage: Eukaryota; Ciliophora; Oligohymenophorea; Peniculida; Parameciidae
Exons: 2
Source: RefSeq, a predicted model, not a curated record